Micropterus dolomieu (smallmouth bass) is the source of this 1188-nucleotide messenger RNA. Its product is annotated as oxysterol-binding protein-related protein 11-like. NCBI's taxonomy places the organism in Eukaryota, Metazoa, Chordata, Actinopteri, Centrarchiformes, Centrarchidae. Gene Ontology annotation, molecular function: sterol binding. The transcript is spliced from 5 exons. The record is from RefSeq and is a predicted model, not a curated record. Gene Ontology annotation, cellular component: membrane; intracellular membrane-bounded organelle; cytosol. Bases 33 to 1166 code for a protein of 377 amino acids.
CAAACCAUCCCCCAUGAUCCCCCCCCCUCCAGAUGAUGAGCCAGGCCCAGGGCCAGCACAGAGACCUGAUCCAGAGCAUUGAGGGCCUGCCCGCAGCCCCCGGCCUCUCCCCUCUAGACCAGGACCUGCUGAUGCUCAAGGCCACUUCUAUGGCCACCAUGAACUGCCUCAACGAGUGCCUGCAGAUCCUGCACCUGCAGCAGAUGGCCAGGCAGAGAAGCACCCUGGGAGGACCCACCAUUGAGUGGUUGGAGCCCAAGCUGCCCAACAUCCUGAAGAAUGGCGGCGGCUCCAUGGGUAGCUUCACGACAGAAGAGCCGCUGGAGGGGAGCCGCCUGGAGCUCAGCACCCCCGAGUCCUGCAGCUUCUCUGGGGAACAGGAAGACAUAGAUGUGGAGGAUGAAGCGGAGGACUGCCUCGCAGACAAGGAGGAGGACCUGGGUGCUGUGGAGGAGGAGCGCAGCGUCAUCCUACACCUGCUGUCCCAGCUGAAGCUGGGUAUGGACCUCACGCGGGUGGUCCUCCCAACAUUCAUCCUAGAGAAGCGCUCUCUGCUGGAGAUGUACGCCGAUUUCAUGUCACACCCAGACCUCUUUGUGGCCAUCACCGACGGAGGCAGCCCGGAGGACCGCAUGGUCCGGUUUGUGGAGUACUACCUCACCUCCUUCCACGAGGGCCGCAAAGGCGCCAUCGCCAAGAAGCCCUACAACCCCAUCAUCGGCGAGACCUUCCACUGCUCCUGGAAGGUACCCAGGAGACCAGAGGCCUCUAAGGAGCCCUCGCAGGGAAGCCCCGACCCAGCCGCCCCCCAGGAGCCCUACCAAGUGCGCUUUGUGGCGGAGCAGGUGUCCCACCACCCCCCUGUGUCUGGCUUCUAUGCUGAAUGCCAGGAGCGGAGGAUGUGCGUGAACACGCAUGUGUGGACCAAGAGCAAGUUUAUGGGAAUGUCCAUUGGAGUAUCCAUGAUAGGGGAAGGUUGUCUGUCUUUACUGGAGCACGAUGAAGAGUACACUUUCACGCUGCCUUGCGCAUAUGCACGCUCCAUCCUCACCGUUCCCUGGGUUGAACUGGGCGGCAAAGUCAACAUCAGUUGCGCUAAGUCAGGCUACUCGGCAAUCAUCACUUUCCAGACUAAACCAUUUUACGGUGGCAAAUUACACAAGUGAGUCCAUCCCCCGCUCCGGGUAC